CCUGCGUUCCAUACUAGACGAAGACACGAUGAGCGACAACGCUGUGGCUGCCCCGAGGUUCAGACUGGAGCCCAUCCUGGACAACGGACUCGGGCUGGACGAAGAGGGGAACACAAAGAUCUUCAUCCUCUCAGACAUCAGACUGAAAGGGCACACCAGACGUGGCAUGAACACAGCUUUCUCCCGAGCCCUUCCUGUCCUCCCAGACCGAGGAACAGAUCACGCUCCUACUGAAAAUAGCCUGAAAGUAGAGCGCAGGGAGGACGACUUUGAGAGGCUCCGAUGCAUGAUUGGUCGAGUGUACCGACCCUGUUGGCAAAGAUAAGAAGUGUGGUGGAUCAUUCACUGCUGCCCUGCCGUCUGUCA
This is a messenger RNA of Coregonus clupeaformis (lake whitefish), 366 nucleotides long. RefSeq names its product pro-MCH 1. NCBI's taxonomy places the organism in Eukaryota, Metazoa, Chordata, Actinopteri, Salmoniformes, Salmonidae. Gene Ontology annotation, biological process: chemical synaptic transmission; behavior. The coding region runs from base 29 to 325 and encodes 98 amino acids. Gene Ontology annotation, molecular function: type 1 melanin-concentrating hormone receptor binding; melanin-concentrating hormone activity. The transcript is spliced from 3 exons. The record is from RefSeq and is a predicted model, not a curated record.